AUGCAAUUAGGAAUACCUUGCAUUUGUAAAUUUUCUUUAUUUACAUCAAAAAAUGAUAAAGGUUCGAAUUCCUUGAAAACUCAAACUACAAAAAGUAAAGAAUAUGGAAAGACUUUAUUAUUACCAAAAACAAUGUUUCCACUCAGGGCUGAUGCUGUGAACAGAGAACAUUUGUUUCGUGAUAGAUGUACAAAGGAUCUAUAUUCUUGGCAGUUAAAGAAUAAUUCAAAUCGUUUAUUUAUCUUACAUGAUGGUCCUCCUUAUGCCAAUGGAAAUUUACACAUAGGUCAUGCCUUAAAUAAAAUUUUGAAAGAUAUAAUAAAUCGAUAUAAAAUAUUAAAGGGUCAUAAAGUUGUUUUUAUUCCGGGAUGGGAUUGUCAUGGAUUACCAAUAGAAUUAAAAGCUUUAUCAGAAUUGCAGAAUGUAGAUAAAUCAUCCUUAACUCCUAUGCAAAUACGUUCCACCGCAAGAAAAUGUGCAUUGAGUACAAUAGAAACUCAAAAAUCUGAAUUUAUGAGUUGGGCAAUUAUGGGAGAUUGGGAUAAUCCUUAUAAGACACUUGACAAGGAAUAUGAAGUUAGACAAUUAAAACUUUUUCAUGAAAUGGUGAAAAAAGACAAAAUAAGCCCGUUUAUUGGUCUCCAUCUUCAAGCUGAAGCUGAAUUAGAGUACCGGAAUGAUCAUAAAAGUCGGUCGGUUUAUGUGAAAUUUCCUUUGGUGAAAUCAUCACUAAAUUUGCUAAAUUUGACUGAUACUGAUGUUUAUAUUAUGAUAUGGACGACGACUCCAUGGACACUUCCAGCAAAUCGGGCGGUUGCAAUUAAUUCACAAACAGAGUACUCGAUAGUUAGUCCUAUUUUUGAUACUGAAUUUUUACAUUGUAAAGAUUAUUAUAUCGUAGCAAAUAAGAGGAUAGAUUCAUUGCAAAAGAUAAUUGGAUCAGAGCUGAGUAUUAAAGCUAAUUUUGAAGGGCAUACCUUAAUCGGUACAAGUUAUGAACAUCCAGUUACAAAAGUUCCAUAUAAAAUAGUAGAUGCUGAUCAUGUAACAACUGACUCUGGAACUGGUCUAGUCCAUAUAGCACCAGGACAUGGAAUUGAGGAUUAUGAGACAUGUAAAAAAUCAAAUAUUUCAACAUUUUGCCCCGUUGAUGACCUUGGAAGAUUUACCACAGAAGUUGGCGAUCCUUCUUUUGAAGGAAAAGAUGUACUGAAAGAAGGAACUGAUGUUAUAAUCAAUUAUUUAAAAGAAAACCAGUUGUUAGUGAAAGAACAUAAAAUUGUUCAUAAGUAUCCUUAUGAUUGGAGAACAAAAAAGCCCAUAAUUUUGAGAGCUACUCCACAAUGGUUCAUUAAUGUUGAAGCAUUCAAACAAAAAGCCUUUUCAUCACUUGCAGAUAUCAGGAUUUUACCAGACAGUGCUCGAAAUCGCUUAGAAAUAUAUACAUUAUCACGUAGUGAAUGGUGCAUAUCGCGCCAACGUUCUUGGGGUGUUCCAAUACCCGUUUUAUAUAACGUUGAAACAAAUCUACCGUUAUUAACAGAGUCUUCUAUAGUUCAUAUUAUUGAGAUUGUGAAACAGUUUGGAUCUGAUGCAUGGUGGGAAAUUGAUGAAAAAGAGUUAGUAGCACCAGAGUAUAGAGACAAUGGUGUAAAAUAUCGACGAGGUAUGGAUACAAUGGAUGUGUGGUUUGAUAGUGGCGUAUCAUGGAAUUCCAAUGCUAUUGCAGAUUUAUAUCUUGAAGGAACUGACCAGCAUCGCGGAUGGUUUACAUCGUCUUUAUUAACUUCUAUCGCUGUUAAUGACACUGCGCCAUUUUCUACUGUUAUUACACAUGGAUUUGUUCUUGACGAACAAGGACGUAAAAUGUCUAAAUCUUUGGGAAACGUAGUUGAUCCUAAGACAAUAACAAAUGGUGGAAAGAAUCAAGAAAAAGAGCCAGCCUAUGGCGUGGAUAUAUUGAGACUUUGGGUUGCAUCCUCAGAUUAUACUAAAGAUGUUAGCAUUGGAAAAACUGUUAUGAGCCAAGUAGGCGAAAAUUUGAGAAAAUAUCGUAACACGGCUAGAUUUAUGCUGGGCAAUUUAAAUGGGUUCAAUCAUGAACAAUUGGUAGUAUAUGAUGAUUUGAAAUCAAUUGAUAAAUACAUGUUACAUGAAACUUAUCAAUUUGGAAAAGUUGUCGAAUCAAAUUACGAUGAUUUCUUAUUUAAUAAGGCACCAAUGAUCCCACAUCUGGCAGAAGAAAUAUACGAGAAUUAUAAGAGUAUUGAUCGUGAACAAUUUAACAGUAUAUUUAAAUUAGGAUGGUAUAAUAUGAAUAAGAAUUGGGAUAACCAAGCGAUUCAAAAAGAGUGGAGUAUUUUGAAAUCAUUGAGAAAUGAAGUGAAUCAGCUAUUAGAGUUGGCUAGGAAGGAUAAAGUAAUUAAAAGUUCAUUAGAAGCUAAUGUAGAGUUGUAUGUGACUUCUGACUUAUACGAAUUGCUAUUAAAUCACGAUUCUGCUUUUAAACAACAACGCCUGAGUGCAUUCCAGCCAAUUAUAACACCAAAAACAGUAUUUCCACUAUUUAUCGUAAUUGCUACAAUAUUUGCCCCAUUGGGUGGAAUUUUAUAUUAUUUUAAUGAUAAAGCUUCGGAAUUGUCUAUAGAUUAUACACGUUGCGAAACGGACGCACCACUUGACUUUGGUUUAAUACCUUCAAAAUAUGUAACCGAUUCUAUGAUUAAAUCCAAAUCCUCACCAAAAGACAAACAACUUCCUAGAUGGAAAAUAUCGAACAUUACCAUUCUUCCAAAUAAUAUAUCGAUUCCUCAAUGUUCCAUUCGGUUUUAUAUUUAUAAAGAAAUGAUACCACCUGUAUAUUUAUAUUAUCGUCUUACCAAUUUCUAUCAAAAUGAGAGAAAUUACGCUAGAAGUUUGGAUACAGAUCAACUUAAAGGAAAGGCCCUAGAUAGAGAGAAAAUUAAACAUGGUGGUUGCAAGAACCUUGGAAUUAUUCAUGAUACUAUAGUAUAUCCCUGUGGACUACUUGCAAAUUCCAUGUUUAAUGAUACCAUAGGAAAUCUUACUUUGAUAAAUGAAGAAUUAUUACAAGAUACAAAUGUAACAUAUAAUUUUUCUUAUUCCGGCAUUGCACCACCUGCGGAUGUAGCAAAAUAUAAACCUACUACAUAUAAUAUUACUGAAAUUCGACCACCUUCAAAUUGGGAAGCAAGAUACCCAAACGGUACAUAUACAACCGAUUAUCCUCCAAUAGAUCCGUCAACAAAUGAACAUUUUCAAGUUUGGAUGCAUACAGCUGGACUUCCAAUUUUUAGAAAACCAUAUGGAUUGAAUGAACAUACACCAUUACAAGUUGGAUAUUAUCAAAUAGAUAUUAGUACAGUUUUUCCUGUCAAAGGUUAUGGUGGCACCAAAUCUUUAGUGAUUUCAACAACUUCUGUAGUCGGUGGUAGGCAUCCGUUCCUGGGAAUGGCUUACAUAGUAAUAGGAGUAUUAUGUGGACUUAUUGGUGUUUUAUUGGCCGUUGAAAGUUUCUUUAAUUCUCGCAAGUGA
Molecule: messenger RNA, 3555 nt
Organism: Cetraspora pellucida
Lineage: Eukaryota; Fungi; Glomeromycota; Glomeromycetes; Diversisporales; Gigasporaceae
Source: the annotation of a GenBank genome assembly